This is a messenger RNA of Penicillium malachiteum, 735 nucleotides long. RefSeq names its product Aminoglycoside phosphotransferase. The transcript is spliced from 2 exons. The record is from RefSeq and is a predicted model, not a curated record. Bases 1 to 735 code for a protein of 244 amino acids. Lineage: Eukaryota; Fungi; Ascomycota; Eurotiomycetes; Eurotiales; Aspergillaceae.
AUGGAAAAAGACAACUCAGAGGAAGGAGAGAUUCUUCAUUCCCUGUUCGCCCGCAAGAUUGUUCGAAUCAGUGAUAGUCUUGUAGUGAAAAAAGGCCCAGAUCUUCGAGCCCACGAAGUAUCAAAUCUUCGAUUCGUUGCCGCGAACACAACAAUCCCUGUGCCGAAGGUGCACGAUGUUCAGUAUGAAAAUGGCAAAGUCACAGCCAUCAUCAUGGACAAUAUGCCUGGCAAACGACUGGACGAACUAUCUGUUGCUGAACAACUCCGUGACUAUAUCACUCAGUUACGAAACCUCAAGGGCACCUACAUUGGAGGUGCUGAUGGUGGAACUGCCAUCACAGACAAAUACAUCUCAAUUGAAGGAGGCCCAUUUGAAUCUGAGCGGAUGUUCAAGAAGUGGAUUCUUGAAGACCUUGCGCCAGGCCUACCUGGAAUCUACCAACACUUUGCGGAGCAUGCAUUAACGAAUGAUCAUGAAAUUUUCUUCACUCAUUCUGAUUUCGCUACUCGCAAUAUUCUUGUUGAUGACUCGGACUCGGGGAAAUGCGAGGUCACUGCUAUCCUUGACUGGGAGUGGUCUGGAUGGUACCAAGAGUACUGGGAAUACUACAAGGCAUAUCGGAAUUUACUACCCAUGCCCGACUGGCCUGAUUACCUCGUCCGCAUUUUCCCACCCAAGUAUGAAAAAGAGUACAUUGCCAUGUCUUGGUUGUCAGGUUUUGGUCGCAGUUGA